UUUCUUUUUCAGUUGAGCACCAUGAUUUCCAGUCGAGCGGACGUUCAUGGCCAAGUCUCCUCGAUUCGGCCGUCAUUUGAUCGACAGUUGCUGUUGUGAAAAUUGUGUCCCAGUGUGUUUGUUCCGCCAUUUGUCCCCAAGUGUCUUCGGCGUCUCUCGGGCUUCAAAACGUUGGUGAAAGUUAAAACAGUGAAGCAAGAAAAAAAAACCAGCACUCUGAGGAAUACAGUUGUAAUGACACAUCAACGUUUCAUUUUUUUGAAAUGAGCAAGUGCUAUUAGUUGGUGAAGGGAAGUGAAAAAGAAGGACAUCCGUCACUGUCGUUGGAAGUAUUGCAGACCAGAAAAUGGUUGCCUAACGUUUUAUCUCUUUUUGUGUGUGUGCCGUGACACGAGAAAAACUAGACAGUGAAUCUGAUUUAUGCAUAAACGCUAUGGGAGCCAAUAUGGGCAAAACGAAUGGUGGUUCCCUGCUGGAGAAUCUGACGUUGCCGUCGACUCAUCCGACGCUGCACAUCGUCAUGCUCGGCUUGGACAGCGCCGGCAAGACGACUGCUCUCUACCGGCUAAAGUUCGAUCAAUACGUCAACACGGUUCCAACGAUAGGCUUCAAUUGCGAAAAAAUCCGAGCCUUGUCAGGCAAAGCCAAGGGUACUCAGUUUCUAGUCUGGGAUGUAGGUGGGCAAGAAAAGUUGCGGCCUUUAUGGAAGUCCUACACUCGUUGUACAGAUGCCAUCGUGUUUGUCGUCGACAGCGUCGAUGUGGAGCGAAUGGAAGAAGCUAAAAUGGAGUUGAUGCGGACGGCCAAGAGCCCGGACAACAGUCAAGUCCCCAUUCUAAUCCUGGCAAAUAAACAGGACCUACCGGGUGCUCGCGAUCCAAAAGAGAUUGAAAAACAUCUAGGACUUCACGAACUCGGCACCGGCCAUCUGUACCACGUCCAGCCGGCCUGCGCCAUUACUGGUGAAGGUCUCGACGACGGACUCGAUAUUCUCUACGAAAUGAUUCACAAACGCAAGAAACACUCAAAAAUGACGCGAAAUAAAAAUAAAAUACCCACCAAAUAAGUACGACGGAAAUAUAUUUUGGACAAAGGAAGGAUCCACGCACCAAAGACGUUGCCUGGCAGCAGCAUAACACGGCAUAUAUAUAUAAAUAACAAAACAAAAAACGGGAUUGUGGUAUUAUUUUUCCGCUCUCUUGGCUUCUAUCCUUUUGCUGCUCAUCACGUGUGCAAAAAAAAAGAGGAAGUUGAGAAACACUUAAAGUCGUGUAUUAUUUUGACUCUUUUUUUUCUUGUACAAUUGUAAAAGUUUUGUUCUUUUUUCUCUGUCGUGUCUUCACGUGUGUGUGUGUGUGUUUCGUUUGUUUGUACAUGUAAAAGCGUGCGUGUUGUAAAAGCCAAUGUGAUACGAAGAAGAAAACGGCAAAAAAAAAUAAUAAGAUAAGGAUAUACGAAAAGAAAAAAUACAGUGUCUGUUCUUUCA
This is a messenger RNA of Daphnia carinata, 1486 nucleotides long. RefSeq names its product ADP-ribosylation factor-like protein 4C. The transcript is spliced from 4 exons. Lineage: Eukaryota; Metazoa; Arthropoda; Branchiopoda; Diplostraca; Daphniidae. Bases 434 to 1066 code for a protein of 210 amino acids. The record is from RefSeq and is a predicted model, not a curated record. Gene Ontology annotation, biological process: vesicle-mediated transport; intracellular protein transport. Gene Ontology annotation, molecular function: GTP binding; GTPase activity. Gene Ontology annotation, cellular component: cytoplasm.